GGUGUGGGGUGAGCCUUUGCACCUCCUUCCCGAGUCCUGAACCCCCUUGGGGCUGCUUUGGGGCAAAACUGUGUGGAAAUCAGCCAAGGACUUGCUGUGGGGGAUGCGUGCAGGAUGAGGUUGGCUUCCAAAGAGAAUGAGAUCCUGGGGUUUAGGGAGCUCUGCUCAUCCCACCAUCCACGCUUGCCCCUCGCGGGGGGGAUUUUGGGGAGGUAUCCCCUGGAGCUCCCUAACCAGGGGCUGCCGCAGCCAUCAAUCCCCUCCCCAGUCAACCCCAGCAGGUCCUAGCCCAGCGGCACAGAUCUGGCACAGCCGCAUCCCGGCCCCUUCCCCAAAUUACCCUCCCUAAUUGGGGGGAAAUCCUCGGCACUUGGAGGGGGCAGAUCCUUGGGGGCGUGCAGCUGAAGCCGGUUGCCGGCUCCUUCCUCUCUGCUCCAAGUUUCUUUGCUUUGGCAGCCCUGGAGUUUACUCUGCGCCAGCCUCGGAAAAGAAAAGAGCACUUGUGCUUUGCUCCAGGGAAGGGGAGGAGGAGGAGGAGCGGGGAGAAGGGGGCACCGCAGCGAGGUUCCUCCGACCUCCCUCCCACCCGAUUUUCAUGCUAAUCCCCCUCCCUGGGCCGGGACCUCAGCUGGGAGAGGCUGAGGCUGGGCAGGACGCGUGGGAGAGCGGCUCGCACCUCUGCGGGGCGCGGAGCAGCGGAGCGCAGCGCUUCCAUUUGGGGUCCCGGCGGCUCCAUCCAGGCGCGGCGGCGCUCGGCUGCGGGCGAGCCAUGCAGCCCUAAGUCAACGCCAAGGGAAGGAGGGAGAUACCAGCAGCGUGGAGGAGACGCGGCCGGAUCCAAAAUGCUGCUAGUCGAACCAGGAAAGUGGUAAUAGACCUUCCUUACUAAAUUAAAUGUAGAGGCUGCUCCUCCAAGGCACGUUUCAGUUCAACCGUAGUGUUUGAUUUCCCAGCCACAGCAAUAUGGUGCCUCCAGGGAAAAAGCCAGCUGGGGAAACUUCCAAUUCCAAUAAAAAGUGUAAGCGCUAUUUCAAUGAGCACUGGAAGGAAGAAUUUACCUGGCUGGAGUUUGACUAUGAGCGGAAACUCAUGUUUUGCAUAGAGUGUCGGCAGGCGCUGGUGAAGAACAAGCACGGUAAAGCGGAGAACGCCUUUACCGUGGGCACGGACAACUUCCAGCGCCAUGCCCUGCUGCGGCACGUCACCUCCGGCGCCCACCGCCAGGCGCUGGCGGUGAACCGGGAGCAGCUGGCUUUCGAGGCCCGCGUCCACGGCCACCCGGAGCUGCGCUCGGUCCUCAAGGUGGAGGUGAACCCGGCCAAGGUGGCCAUCCUCACCACCGUCUACUGGAUGGCCAAGGAGGAGAUCCCGGAGGAGAAGUGCUCCUCUCUGCUGGACUUGCAGAAGUUCAACCUGUGCCAGGCGCUGCUCGCCUCCGAGCACAGCGAGUACUACCACCCCAGCAGCAUCAGGGAGAUGCAGGCAGCGAUCGCCAAGGUCCUGCACAACGAGGACAGGCACAGGAUAAAAGCCUCGCCGUUUGUUGGGCUGGUGGUGGACGAGACGGUGGACGUCCUGGAGCACCGCAACCUCGCCAUGUUCACCACCACCGUCUCCCCCUGCAACGGGCAGACCUCCACCACCUUCCUGGGGAGCUUCGAGCUGCCCGCCGGGGAGGCCUCCACGGUGGCGGGCAAGGUGGGCGAGGUGAUGCGCUCCUUCGGCAUCCCCACCAUGAAGAUCACCUGGCUCAGCGCCGACAGCGCCUCGCUGGUGGCCGAGCGGCUGAGCGGGGUGGGGACGGCGCUGAGCUCCCUCUGCCCGCUGCUCACCGAGAUGCACUGCCUGUCCCACGGGAGCUCCCUGCUGCCCACCCAGAGCAUCGUCAGCAUUGAAUACCUCCAGAAGUACGAGACCACCGUGGAUGCCGUCUACAGGCUCUACUCCAGCUUCAGGGGAGAAAGCAACAGCCUACAGGAGCUACGGAGCGUCCUGGACCUCUGCGAGAUAGACCUCGGGAGCCCCAAGGCCAUCCACUGGACUUCUAUUUUCCCGGCUGUGGAAGCCAUCGAUUCCUCAUGGCCCACACUGGUGCUGCUGCUGGAGAGCGAGGCAGAGCGGUCACCAGUGGCCCUUGGCCUCUGCGAAGAGCUCAAGAAGUUCCAGUUUGUGGCCUUCACCAAGAUCCUCCUGGACGUCCUCCCCAUCUUCCAGAAACUCAGCCGCUUUUUCCAGAUCGAGGACUUUGACCUCUCCAUCCUGAAGCCCAUCGUCUCCGCCACGGCCACCACCCUGCAGGCCCAGAAGAGCGCCAGCGGCCAGAACCUCCAGGAAUUCCUCAACGAGAUGAACGAGCACCCGCGGGACGACCGGGAGGGCGAGAGACGUCUCUACUACAAGGGCGUGGAGCUGGCCAACUGCUCCAAGGUGCACCUGAAGCACUUUGAGCACCUGAAGGAGACCUACCUGGAGAGCGUGCGGGGCAAUCUGCUGGACAGGUUCCCCAGCAGCGUCCUGGAGGCCGUCAGCUCCUUCUCGGCCAUCUUCAACCCCAAGUGCUACCCCCAGUCUUUGGAGGACAUCGGCAGCUACGGGGUCAGCGAGCUGAAUUUCCUCCUGCAGGCCUACUCCCGGGUGGUGGUGAGCGAGAGGGCCCUGAGCGAUUUCCCCCUCUUCAAGCGGAUCGUCUUCAGCCUCAGCCAACUGUCCUUCAAGGACCUCUGCGUCAAACUGGUUUACAGCAACUCCGAGAUGCACGAGCUCUUCCCGGACUUCGCCGUCCUCGCGGCCAUCGCCUUGGCCUUGCCGUUGGGCUCGGUCCUGGCCGAGAAGAUCAGCCGGGGCCGGGAGCUGCUGAAGCGUGGCCGAUCACGCUGCGUGAAGGACGAGGGGCUGUCCGACCUCAUGAAGAUCGCCAUCGACGGGCCGGCCGUCAACGAGUUUGACUUUGCGUUGGCCAUCGAGUACUACGAGAGCAUGCGGGAGUCCGGCUUCAUUGUGACGCAGGUGAAGUGAGGGGUGGCUGGUGAAGGACAGAGCCCUGCGGGCAGGAGCCAGGUCCUACGGCAGCCCCGAGCAUCUCCUCUGUGCUGUCCUCACCAUCACCAGUCAUGAUGAUGAUGAUGGUUGGCUCCAUGCCGGGAAGAAGGGAAUGGGAUGCUCCACAAAGCCACGCCAGCCCCACUGCUGCCCUUCAUCCCCCAAAGCAGACGUCAGAAUUGGCCAGAAUUUCAGCUCCUGGGGGAGUUCCCCUUGGGUGUCACCACAGAUGAAAUUCCACCUUGCGAUGAGGUCUUUCCGGGGUGUUGUUUUUAAUUUUUUUUUAGGGGAGAUGAAAGCAAAUCUUCUGAGCUCAAAUGUAACAUUGCCUUUGCACAAUGCCCGGCAGCUUUUACUUAAUACUCUGCAAAAAUAUCUGGUUUUUGUUAUUUUGGAGCCUCGAGAAUGAAUGCAGCGAGGGCAGCGUAUCUCUCUAGCUCUGUGGCAAACCCAGAAAUGCCUGGUGGUGUCUUGUUGGUAUUUCUUGCACAUGGCACAAGGUCUUUUUAACAGUGGCAUCGAGUCAUGAUCAUUUCAGAAGCAAGUGAUUUAAAGAACGGUAUUGUAAUCACUGGGGAAAUAGUAACUUUUAAAUGCAUCAUUGUGUAUAUAUGUGUAUGUAUAUAUAUAUAAAUAUAUAUAUAAAUAUAUAUAUAUGAAAAAGAUCUACCUUAA
Messenger RNA from Anas platyrhynchos (mallard), 3714 nucleotides. It is a transcript of the gene C28H17orf113, whose product is annotated as chromosome 28 C17orf113 homolog. Lineage: Eukaryota; Metazoa; Chordata; Aves; Anseriformes; Anatidae. The record is from RefSeq and is a predicted model, not a curated record.